Phalacrocorax carbo (great cormorant) is the source of this 3547-nucleotide messenger RNA. The record is from RefSeq and is a predicted model, not a curated record. NCBI's taxonomy places the organism in Eukaryota, Metazoa, Chordata, Aves, Suliformes, Phalacrocoracidae.
CGGCGGGCGGCCGCAGCCAGGUGCGCCCGGUCGGGGCCGCCGCUCCGCCAGCCCGUUCCGCUGCUCGGCACGGCACCAUGACGGUCACACGGCUCGACCAGGGGCAGCGCCACCGGCCGCGGAUGGCCUUCCUGAAAAAGAUUGAAGCACUUAUGAUGGAGAUGCAGAAUCCAGAUACAGGCAUCAAGACACAGAUGCAGAGGGUGAUGAUCACAAACAUCCCACACGCUGUGGCAGGUAAUGAUAUAUUGCAGUGGAUUCUCCAGCGCUUGCAGAUCACUGAAGAAGAGGCACUCCACCUGGGGGACCUGUUUGUCAAAUAUGGAUACAUCUACCCUCUUCAGGAGCCAAAGAAUCUCACCCUUAAGACAGAUGGCAGCCUGUACAGGUUUCAAACCCCCUACUUCUGGCCUGCGCAGAGCUGGCCUGCUGAUGACACGGACUAUGCAAUUUACCUAGCAAAGAAGAAUAUUAAGAGGAAAGGGAUUUUAGAAGAAUACGAAAAGGAACAUUACAACAUGCUCAAUCAAAAAAUAAACUACAAGUGGGACUUUGUUAUUAUGCAGGCCAAAGAGCAGUAUAAGGCAGGGAAGGAGCGGAAGAAAGCGGAUAGGUACGCACUGGACUGCCAGGAGAGAGCCUACUGGCUUGUGAACCGAACUCCUCCCGGCAUGCUGGACGUCCUAGAGUAUGGAUUAGAUCGCGUAACGGAUCCCAAUGAAAAUAAGAAAAAGACUAUGGAUGUUUAUAGGAGAGAGAUCAUGUACUAUCAGCAGGCCAUCAUGAAAUCCAGAGUAAAAUCUUCUGUCUCUCUUGGAGGGCUUGUGAAGUACUCUGAGCAGUUCCUCUCCAAUGACCCUAUCCUGUCUGGAUGUCUCCCCAGCAACCCCUGGAUAACAGAUGACCCAGAGUUCUGGGAUCUCAAUGCAAAACUGGUGGAAAUCCCCACCAGAAUGCGAGUGGAGCGAUGGGCCUUCAAUUUCAGUGAGCUGAUACGAGACCCGAAAGGUCGGCAGAACUUCCAGCUCUUCCUGAAGAAGGAGUUCAGCGGAGAGAAUCUGAGUUUCUGGGAAGCCUGUGAGGACCUCAAGUAUGGAGACCAAUCCAAGGUCAAAGAAAAAGCAGAAGAAAUUUACAAGCUGUUCCUGGCUCCAGGGGCAAGGCGCUGGAUUAACAUUGAUGGCACAACAAUGGGCAUCACAGUUAAAGGCCUCAAGCACCCUCAUCGUUAUGUUUUAGAUGCUGCUCAGACCCACAUUUACAUGCUGAUGAAAAAGGACUCCUAUGGCCGCUAUUUAAAGUCUCCAAUAUACAAGGAAAUGCUGGCCAAGGCUGUUGUGCCACAAGAGGCUGUCAAAAAAAGCUCCACUUUCUCAUUCGGACGCCGUCACCUCCGUUCCAGCCCCAGCCCCGUCAUCCUGAGGCAGCAGGAGGAAGAGGCCAAAGCCAAAGAAGCCGCCACGGCUGUGGACAUCACGCAGCCGUGCCACCUCGCCUCCCCGGCCCCUUGCCUGGCUGUCUACGCUGGCAGUGGCACCCUGCCAUCGCCCCUCAGCAGCCUGCUGCCUGCCUCCCCCGGCCCCCCGGCCCUGCCCCACAGCACCGCCUGCCCCUCGCCCAUCAGCGUGGCCCUAGACAGCACCACAGGCACCGAGCGGGAGCGGGAGCCCGAGGAAGCCAGCCCUGGCCCCUUCCCCUCCAGCGGCAGGAAGCCUCGUGCGGCCGCCCUGUCCUUCGGCCGGUUCCUCAAGAGGGGCUGCUGGACCUCGCCCGUCUUUGCCACGCUCUCGCCCAAGUGCCCGGCCAUGCCCCACGGGAAGGUGCAGCCGCUGGGCGGGCGGGAGCAGCGGCUCCGGCUGGACACCAAGGCGGUGAGCAGCUUCUUCCAAAUAAAAAUGGAUGCUCCUUUGGAGAGCCGAAUCUACCCCAUAGACUCUGAAGAGGGAGAGGACAACCACCACCGAGCUUGUAAGGACUCUGCGAAGGAGGUGAUCUGCCCUUGGGAGAGCCCCACAGAAGAAGGGAGAGCUGGGUAACAAGCAGCCCAGACAUGGACUCUCCAGUCCUGAGACCCAAGGUUUGCCACAUAUGGUUCAGUAUAUGGGCCAUGCUGUUGAAUAAGUGCAUUAGAGCCAUCCUUCAGUAUCAAGGAAGCUCAGACUACCACAGCUAUGAAUAACGAACCCUAGUGUACCCAUCUGUUCGUAAUUCAAGAAUCUGAAGCAUUUCUGGACUGGUUUUCUUUCCUAUCUUUGGUAUAUUCAGAUCUAUUAAUUACAAAACUUCUUGAUAAAUGAACCUCAUUUCUUGCCUUAUAGCAUAUGGAGAAUUUAUGUGUAUAUAUAUCCUGGGAAAUGGUGUCUUAUCUGAAUUACUUGCUUGGCCAUGAGGUGUCAGCACACUGUACACAACACAGCUGGAGCAGAGCUUGCAGACAUUUUUCAGAGUAGGACUCAGACUUCAAUGCCAAGACUGAGGCAUGUUUGUGUCCCCAGCUUGGGUCCACCUCUUAUUAUUAAUAACAGGUUUUUUUAAUUUUAAAGCAAGUUUAUUAAAAGACAGAUGAUUGCUGGGGAAAAUAAAGUAAACCCCUCGUGAGAAGCUGUGUACUGUAUGGCACAGCAUCAUUCCUUAACCCAGACCAAAACUGAUCCCAAAGAGCAAGCAGUGUGGGAGGAGAGCAAAGGCUCCAGGGCGCAGCUGCAUUAGCUCCAGCUUCCCUUUUGUGGCCUCUCAGUGCUGGGAUGGGUUUUGAAACCAUGACUUGGACUGCACCCUGGCAGCACCUGGGAAGAUCCGAAACAAAUCUGCGUUGGUAUUUUGGGCCUUUCCAAAUUUAGACUGAUGCAUUGCCACAGUUUACCUCUGCUGUUAUCGAGAGUGUUGAAAGUUGCUUUCCUUAUGUCAUGUCAGUGUCUGAAGAUAGCUUUUUUGUUCAAGUUUGGAGGAGUUUCUUCGAUGCGUGUGAUGUGGGUCAUUAUUCUGUAAUUUGGCCAUGUGGCCUGUGACUUCUGAUGUUAUUAUUUUGUACUUUCUAAUUGUAAAUGGGGCUUUGCCUGUGUGGCUCAUGUGGUUCAUCAUGCUGACCUCUACUGUGGGGUUUCAAGUCUCUCCUCACACAUCCUCAGUGGUCCCCCAGGUCUGGGACAACACUUCUAAUCACAGGGAGUUUAGGAAAAUCAAGAGGCUGUUUCUGUCUCCAAGACUCUUUCCCAAGGGAGCAGAAAGACGCACCGCCCCAAAGCAAAGGUCGAGCAGGAGGGUGCUGCCCCACACUGCCCAUGAUGCUUCUCUAGUAUGAACGCACGUUUGCUCUUGCUCAGUUUGCUUCGUCAGAAGGAUCUGGUUCUGCUCUGGCAGUCACUAGUGGUGGCCGCCUAUUGCUCACAAGAGACAAAUGUGGUGUCUUUUGCGAUCGUUUUUGUUAAUACUGUUACUCAGCCGCUCCUGGUGAGAUUCUCAUAAUGUGUAAUCCAGGAAACAUGACAGAAAGACAUUGUGAAGUGUAAGAGUUAAUAAUAUUAUAUUUAAUAUUCUGUACAUAUUG